ACCGGCCGGAAGUGCCUUGCGCGGGGGGCCCCUCGGUGGCGGGCAUCUUCUCCGCUGGGCCUUUGUUCCCGGGCGCGCGCCAGCGCCAGGGCGGGAGCCCCCUACCUCCUCGCCUUUUCCAGGCCUAAGGACACUUCCAAAGGUGUUUCUAAAACAUAACUCCAGCUGGUGGGUCCCUUUUAAGCUAUUCGAGAUCAAGAUGAAUACAGACCCCAAGGAGGUUUUAUCCCUGGAUGUUCAAGCUCCUGAGGUUUGGGAAGAACUUCUGACACUGAAAGUGGAGGCAGAAAGUCACUUCCAAAUGCAGGAAUCCAGGCUGAAACGAAAUAACCCACUGGCAAGGGAGAUCUUCCGAAGACACUUUCGACAGCUCUGUUACCAGGAGACCCCUGGACCAAGGGAGGCUCUCACCCGACUCCGGGAACUUUGCUACCAGUGGUUGAGGCCACAUGUGAGCACGAAGGAGCAGAUUCUGGAUCUGCUGGUGCUGGAGCAGUUCCUAUCUAUCCUGCCCGAGGAGCUCCAGGGCUGGGUGAGGGAGCGCUGUCCAGAAAGUGGGGAGGAGGCGGUGAUUUUGCUGGAGGAUCUGGAGAGAGAGCUCGAUGAACCACAACAUGAGAUGGUAGCCUACAGACUUGGACAAGAAGUCCUCCCUGAAGGGACAGUGUCUCUAGGAGAGCAAAUGUCACUGGGCCUCCAGUCCCAGCCUAAGGAGCCCCAACUCACAUGUGACCCUGCUCAGGAGCCCCAACACAUUGGAGAGACAGAUGGAAUGACGGAGACUGAGGACAGAGAGUUGGUGCUCAGGAAAGACUGUCCUAAGAGGGUGGAACCACGUGGGAAAAUGUCUUACGAGAAGACCUGGGAGGUAUCCCAACAGGAUCCCCGACACGGAGAAGUGGGUGAACGCAAGGGUGGGAUGGAGCAGCACUGGGGAGGGCCCUUAAGAGACCCACCACACAGAUGUGAGGAAUGUGGGAAGAGCUUUGCUCAGAGCUCAGGUCUCGUUCGACAUCAAAGAGUUCACACUGGAGAACGACCCUAUGAGUGUAAUGAGUGUGGGAAAACCUUCAGUCGGAGUUCGGGUCUUUUUAAUCACCGAGGAAUCCACAACAUAGAGAAACGUUACCACUGUAAGGAGUGUGGGAAAGCCUUCAGCCAGAGUGCAGGUCUCAUCCAGCAUCAGAGGAUCCACAAGGGAGAGAAGCCCUAUCAGUGCAGCCAGUGCAACAAGAGCUACGGUCGCCGUUCAUUUCUCAUCGAGCAUCAGAGAAGCCACACGGGGGAGCGACCUCACCAUUGCAACAAAUGCGGGAAAAGCUUUAAUCGCCAUUGCAACCUCAUCCGCCAUCAAAAGAUCCACGCGGGGGCUGAGCUGGUCUAAUCCUUACUGUGUGCAAGUGUUCUGGAUCCCUGGCCAAACCAUGUGGGGUAGGUUAAGACUAGGAAAUGCCUUUCUUCCUGUCUCCACUAAAUGUGUUUUCGUCCGGGGACACCCAAAGAGAAAGGUUUGGGGUUUUGAAGCUGCUGCUUUCCCUUUGGUUCCUUUGCCCCUUCCUGGUUCUUACCACCCCGUCCCUCUCUAUUUAUUCUCUUUGAGAUGGCUGCUAAACAUUUCUAACUAUAUAACAAGUGGCACUGCUAUAGCCAGCAUGCCAGAAAGAUCUGUAUCUGUGUUUAAUUCCUAAGAUCACACAGAGCUCUGCUGAUGUUUACAGUAAAUGGAUCUUUGGUGUUCCCUGUGACCAGGAUCUGCGUAGUAAACACCUUUUCUGCUGCUGCUUCCCUCUGACGCCUACAUGAUGCUCCGCUGGAAUAGUGACCAGCACUGGCUGAGUGCUUCAUGGUUUGCAAAGUACUUCCAUUUACUUAACAUCACAUGGUCCUCGCAACAAUCACACAGGGAAAUGAAUAUUGUCAUUAUCGUGUUUUACAGAUGAGGAACUGAAGAUUCAGAAAACCCAAGCCUCAGAGCCAAGGUUUCAACCCUGGACUUUUAUUUUUAGUAAAUUUUUUCUAAUGAUUUAGUUUAAUUU
Messenger RNA from Phacochoerus africanus (Common warthog), 2036 nucleotides. It is a transcript of the gene ZSCAN9, whose product is annotated as zinc finger and SCAN domain containing 9. The transcript has 4 exons. Lineage: Eukaryota; Metazoa; Chordata; Mammalia; Artiodactyla; Suidae. Gene Ontology annotation, molecular function: DNA-binding transcription factor activity, RNA polymerase II-specific; RNA polymerase II cis-regulatory region sequence-specific DNA binding. Gene Ontology annotation, biological process: regulation of transcription by RNA polymerase II. Bases 200 to 1384 code for a protein of 394 amino acids. The record is from RefSeq and is a predicted model, not a curated record.